GAGAGAGAGGGGGAGGGGGAGGAGAGGAGGAAGAAGGCGAGUGUGCUGGCUUCCUUUUAGUAGUGAGACCUGACACUCCCACAAGGCUGCAGGCUUGGUGGAGGGGCCCAUCAUUGCCAUCCCCCCACUCCUCCUCCUUUUACUCUGCACCAACCAAGCCUGCACCUGCAAUGCAUGGCUCAACCCGCCACUCAGUCUGAGCACGACAAGAACCAAGACAUCACAGAGACAUGGAGGAAGAGCAGGGGUGAGCUGAGCUGACAGAAGGAGAGUGUGCUUGCUUUAUCUCUAAGUUGCAUCCCAGGAGAUGAGCAAUAAAUGAUCCACAACCUCACCUACCAAGCUUUCAGAAGUGAGAGAGAGAAGUAUAAUGGCGGUGGGGACGAGUUGCAGGGCGUGGGAGGGGUGAAACAUGACCCUGAAGCAGGAGUUGUUGGAGGAGGUCUACAACCCUGCUCCUCUGCAGCAGUCUGCCUUUGCCAGGCCUCUGGCGUCGCCUUCUUCUUCCUCUUCUUCGUUCCUCUUUGCCAGAGCAGGCGAGGCCAUGGGAUCUUCCCUGGUUCAGAAGCCCACCCCCAUCUCCGCCGCGCCGGCCGCCGAGGCAAUGAGGCCGGAAACGGAGCCCCGAUACCGGGAGUGCCUGCGGAACCACGCGGCCAGCGUCGGCGGCCAUGUGCUCGACGGGUGCUGCGAGUUCAUGCCGAGCGCCGGCGAGGCGCUCAAGUGCGCCGCCUGCGGCUGCCACCGGAGCUUCCACCGGAAGGAUCACGGCGAGAUGUGCGAGCUCCGGAACGGCGUCGCGCCGCCGCUCUUGCUUCCGCCGCCGCCGCUGCCUCCGGCGGCGACGCCCUACGGGCACCUGAGGCCGUUCGGAGCCUCCGGCGUGAUGGUGCGGGUCGGCAACAGCGGGAGCGCGGCCGCGGGGACGGAGUCGUCGAGCGAGGAGCUGGCGGCGCAGCGACCGUUCGUGGUUUCCAGGAAGAGGUUCCGGACUAAGUUUACCGCAGAGCAGAAGGAGAAGAUGCUGGCUUUCGCGGAGAAGGUAGGGUGGCGGAUGCAGCGGCAAGACGAGGGGACACUGGAGCACUUCUGCGGCGAGGUCGGGGUGAGCCGGCACGUGUUCAAGGUGUGGAUGCACAAUAACAAGAGCUCGUUGAAGAAGCCAAACCACGAGCAGCAGCAGCAGCAGCAGGAGCAGCAACAGCUGCUGGAAGACGACGAAGAGGAAGACGAACAGCAGCACCACCAGGUCCACCACCACCGCCACGAAAUGCCAGCCAAUUGAGGAUUCUACUUUUGUUUUUUUUUUCAAUUACUUUUAAUUUACUCGUGUUGUAGCGGUAAUUUCUUAGCUCUGGUACUACGCGUAGCUUGAUGACACAAUGCUGAGGCUUAACGUUCUUUAUUCACA
Molecule: messenger RNA, 1411 nt
Organism: Zingiber officinale
Lineage: Eukaryota; Viridiplantae; Streptophyta; Magnoliopsida; Zingiberales; Zingiberaceae
Product: zinc-finger homeodomain protein 6-like
Exons: 2
Coding region: 413-1285 (290 amino acids)
Biological process (GO): regulation of DNA-templated transcription; regulation of developmental process
Cellular component (GO): nucleus
Molecular function (GO): DNA-binding transcription factor activity; transcription cis-regulatory region binding
Source: RefSeq, a predicted model, not a curated record